Triticum urartu is the source of this 1417-nucleotide messenger RNA. The record is from RefSeq and is a predicted model, not a curated record. NCBI's taxonomy places the organism in Eukaryota, Viridiplantae, Streptophyta, Magnoliopsida, Poales, Poaceae.
GCCCCCUCAACUCAACCCUGAUGAGUACGCAAACUUGGUCAGGGAGCAUUUAGACGGUGCAGUUAGUAUUGACCACUACCGCCAAGUCCAUAAUUCACAAAUUGAUGAAGUCCACAUAAUGGAGCUCAAAAGCCGAUUACCAAAUCUACUUUUUUAGCAUCUUGAAACCGCACAUAAGAAAUAUUAUGAAUGAAUCACCUUACAAUAACAUACGAGAGACAGCUUUCUAUUUUGUCGAACAACAAGUCGAACCCAAUGAACAAUUCCAUUCAAAGGAAUGUUCUAGAGUUUUUUCCACUAUAUUCGCGAUAUUUAACAAAAUGGAAUAAAUUCUUCACGAUUUCUAGAGUUCCGGGAUUACUUCACUGAUAUCGAUUUUCGCCUAAGCACGGCCUCUAGGUUAGUUCAAAGUGUAAUACAACGAACUAUCGAUACACCGAAAACGAGUCAAGAUGGAUACAUAAAAUGGAGACAUCGUGGAUUACCCAAAUUGGGACGACGAUAGGACAUUUCACUUUCUUUCGCAAUAUUUCUGAUCAUGACUCAACCACUAGGAAAGGGGAUUGCUUACUCUCAGCCACGUUUUCGCUUAUGCUUAGUCAAGUGAGGAUUCCAUUCGAAGUAACGUAACAGGAGCACCAUCUUCAAAACUUCUCGGGAUCCGGAGUUUUUCGAUAAAAGGUCCCAUCCUUCAAUAUCAUGAUUGGGUCAACCAGGCCAGAUCAUAAGUGAAAUAGUUUGAUCGGGUCGACCAGGUCAGGCCCGAUCAUGAGUGAAUAGAAAAUCGAAAACGUACAUAGCUGUUCCAGCGGAAAUACUUUGUUUAAUUCUACCACUUCUACUAGGAGUAGCCUUUUUAGUGCUAGCUGAACGUAAAGUAAUGGCUUUUGUGCAACGUCGAAAGGGUCCUGAUGUAGUGGGAUCGUUCGGAUUGUUACAACCUCUAGCAGAUGGUUUGAAAUUGAUUCUAAAAGAACCUAUUUCACCAAGUAGUGCUAAUUUCUCCCUUUUUAGAAUGGCUCCAGUGGCUACAUUUAUGUUAAGUCUGGUCGCUUGGGCCGUUGUACCUUUUGAUUAUGGUAUGGUAUUGUCAGAUCCGAACAUAGGGCUACUUUAUUUGUUUGCCAUAUCUUCGCUAGGUGUUUAUGGAAUAAUUAUAGCAGGUUGGUCUAGUAAGACGGGGGGCGGCCGUUCGGUCGCCUAUGAUAUACGGACCAAUUGGUCCAAAAUGGGUUUGUGCCGCAGGUGUUGAACGAUCUACUCUACACAGGUGUGGGCUUACAGGGCUAGGGCUCAUAAACCCUUUCUUUCAUUCAUCAAGGGGUCGGUCACUUUUCCGGGCCGGGAUCGAGAAGUGGAAGUCAUAAAAAAGAGAUGUUUCUCUUCGCACCUCAUAUCAAUAGGAAAGGUAGCUUGU